This is a messenger RNA of Clonostachys byssicola, 849 nucleotides long. The record is from the annotation of a GenBank genome assembly. Lineage: Eukaryota; Fungi; Ascomycota; Sordariomycetes; Hypocreales; Bionectriaceae.
AUGAUGGACUCUGAGGACCUCCAGCCCGCUGUUCUUAGUGUGGCUUGGGUCUUUGCCAGUCUUUCCCUGGCUGUGGUGGUUGCCCGACUCUGGAUCCGUACACAAGUGGUCCGGCAAGUGAGAAUAGACGACUAUCUCAUCAUAUUCACAAUGGUGAGUGCGCUCCUGCCUUCAUUCGCCUUUGGCUUGAUGCUCAGUCUAGGAAACAGCGCGUUCCUAAGCGUCUCUGCCCGAUAUGCUCUUGGAAAGCACAUAGAGACGGUCCUAACGAACCCUCUCUACAUCUCCUAUACGCUGAAAUAUGUCUUUCUUUGCGAAUUUUUCGCCAUCAUGUGUCCCUGCUUCGGUCGGAUAUCAUUUGCGCUGAUGCUGCUUUCUCUCCUCCCCCCUAACAAAGUCAGCCGGCGGAUCCUGCAAUUCAUCAUCGCGAUCGCAUUCAUCGUCGACCUCAGCACCGUCAUCAUCAGCUUUACUCAGUGUCGUCCAAUCGAGGCUUUUUGGGAUAUGAGACCGAAUCCCGAUUGCUGGCCAAAGACUGUGCAACAAUAUACUGGAUUCUUUCAGGGCUCUCUGGGGUCCGCCGUUGACCUUACAUUAGCCUGCUUUCCAGCAAGUCUAUUCUGGAAUUUAAAGAUGGCUUGGAAGCAAAAGGCAGCUUUGAGUAGUAUAAUGGGUCUCGGCAUCUUGUAUGCCCUCAUUGAUUCGCAUGAACAUCGGCGUGGUCCUGACUCGUACGAAUAUAGUGCUAUGAUCGCCUCCAUCAUCAAAACGAUCCAGCUACAAGCAAUAACAGCAACAGAAGACAUUACGUGUAUGAUACCUCAUAUCCCAAAGCAUAUUACAGCCUAG